Phyllotreta striolata is the source of this 1221-nucleotide messenger RNA. The record is from the annotation of a GenBank genome assembly. Lineage: Eukaryota; Metazoa; Arthropoda; Insecta; Coleoptera; Chrysomelidae.
CACGAAUCGAACGCGAUGUUUCGAUGAAACACGGGAAAAAUGGAGUGCCGAUCGAGCUCCCAAUCGUCCGAGCCCUUUUCGGAGGAAAUGGACGCCGGGUCCGCGAAGGAGAAGGCCGUUUCGAACCGCACAGUGCCCAAAUUCAAGAACAACUUCAAGGCGGGCUACAUGCCCGUCGAAAACACCAAGCCCGGAAUGAGGGGCAGGAAAACCUUCGCUUUUUGGACUUUGCUGGUGUUGCUGUUUAUAUUGGUGAUUGGAAAUUUGGUCCUUACCGUCACGAUUAUCGGUGUUUUAAAAUUAGGUCACGGUAUGCAAAGCAUAGAGCUGGUCCCGGAGAAACAGGCCAUAAAAUUCUUCGGCGAGGCGAACUUGGAUCAAGUGUACAAAAGAGACGGUAAAGUGGAGUCCUUCGGGGACGAGCCGAUGCGGAUAACCUCCUACCACAACUCCAUACAAUUGAAUCUAGUGAAGAACGGCCGGGGCUCGCUGAAAGCCAAGAUAGACCCCAACGAGACCUUCUUCAGGGGCGUGAAUUCCUUCGAGGUGAGAAACCACCAGGACGAGCUGAUCUUCACCGUCGACCAGCCGACGUACGCGAACCUAAAAAACGUGAAGAACAUGCGAACGAAGCACACGAGAACGAACAGAAUAAGGAGCCCCGUAGACGAGAAACUCACCGUCGAAGGGGACUCGAUUAAUCUGAAAGGAGCAGAAGGCACUAAUGUGUUCAGCAAGACCGUGAAAUGGCUGGCCGAUCAGGAUGUCCAUUUGAAAAGCAUCAACGGUUCGUUGGUGUUGCUGGGAAAGGAAGGGGUUUUCAUCGACGUGGACAGGAUACCGGUCGCUAAGUUGAACAAUAAUUACAUCACGUCGCAGUUUAAAAUUUGCGUGUGCAUGCCUUUGGGGAAAUUAUUCAGGAUACCGGUGGUGAAUCCUAACGAUAGAGUACUGUGCGAUCAUGUUAGCAUGGAGCCUCAAUACAAUCCUUGCAUUUAGACAAUAAUUAUUGCGAAUAUUAGAGAGUCGAUUUAUAGUGGUAGGAAAAUGUGUAAAAAUAAUAUUUUAAUUGCAUAUCGUUAAUUGUUUUGUUGUUCGAAUUGUUCAUACCUAAUUUGAUAUUAUUUCGUUAUGAAAUUAAGUUGAUGAGGUCCAUUUUGCAAUGUAUUUACAGCACAGAAUGUUUGUAUUUGACUGAUUAAUAAUGUAUUAGGUACCUAA